This is a messenger RNA of Chinchilla lanigera (long-tailed chinchilla), 5318 nucleotides long. It is a transcript of the gene Peli2, whose product is annotated as pellino E3 ubiquitin protein ligase family member 2. The transcript is spliced from 6 exons. Gene Ontology annotation, biological process: regulation of Toll signaling pathway; protein polyubiquitination. NCBI's taxonomy places the organism in Eukaryota, Metazoa, Chordata, Mammalia, Rodentia, Chinchillidae. The coding region runs from base 134 to 1270 and encodes 378 amino acids. The record is from RefSeq and is a predicted model, not a curated record. Gene Ontology annotation, molecular function: protein binding; ubiquitin protein ligase activity.
GUACAAUGGUGCUUUACCUAAUGGAGAUAGAGGACGGAGGAAAAGCCGCUUUGCCCUCUAUAAGCGCCCCAAGGCUAAUGGCGUCAAACCCAGCGCUGUCCACGUGAUAUCCACGCCCCAGGCAUCCAAGGUGAUGUGCGACCCAUGCAUAGCCUGCCAGGGACUCAGGAGUGCACACUCGGGACCGUGCCGACUACCUGAGGAGCUACGUACAGCGAUCAGCUGCAAAGGCCAGCACAGCAUCUCCUACACUUUAUCAAGAAACCAGACCGUGGUGGUGGAGUACACACAUGAUAAAGACACGGACAUGUUUCAGGUGGGCAGGUCAACCGAAAGCCCCAUCGACUUUGUCGUCACAGACACCAUUUCUGGCGGCCAGAACAACGACGAAGCCCAGAUCACACAGAGCACCAUCUCCAGGUUCGCCUGCAGGAUCGUGUGCGACAGGAGCGAGCCCUACACUGCGCGGAUAUUCGCCGCUGGCUUUGACUCUUCUAAAAACAUCUUCCUUGGAGAAAAGGCAGCGAAGUGGAAAAACCCUGAUGGCCACAUGGAUGGGCUGACGACCAACGGCGUCCUGGUAAUGCACCCGCGAGGCGGCUUCACCGAGGAGUCACAGCCGGGGCUGUGGCGUGAGAUCUCAGUCUGCGGGGACGUGUACACCCUGAGGGAGACCCGGUCGGCGCAGCAGAAGGGCAAGCUGGUGGAAAGCGAGACCAACGUGCUGCAGGAUGGCUCCCUCAUCGACCUGUGUGGGGCCACGCUUCUCUGGAGAACCGCAGACGGGCUCUUCCACGCUCCCACACAGAAGCACAUCGAAGCCCUGCGGCAGGAGAUCAACGCCGCCCGGCCCCAGUGUCCUGUGGGGCUCAACACCCUGGCCUUCCCCAGCAUCAACAGGAAAGAGGUGGUGGAGGAGAAGCAGCCCUGGGCGUAUCUCAGCUGCGGCCACGUACACGGGUACCACAACUGGGGCCACCGCAGCGAUGCGGAGGCCAACGAGAGGGAGUGUCCCAUGUGCAGGACUGUGGGCCCCUACGUGCCUCUCUGGCUGGGCUGUGAGGCAGGAUUUUAUGUGGACGCAGGCCCACCGACUCACGCUUUCACCCCCUGCGGGCACGUGUGCUCAGAGAAGUCUGCAAAGUACUGGUCUCAGAUCCCGCUGCCCCACGGGACCCACGCGUUCCACGCUGCCUGCCCCUUCUGCGCCACGCAGCUGGUCGGGGAGCAGAACUGCAUCCGAUUGAUUUUCCAGGCUCCGGUUGACUGACGCCCUUCAUGGCCACUCACUCUAGAUCCUGCCUUUCUGUAAUGCUGUUCAUGGAGGGGAGGCUGGACUGGGCUGGCAGGGAAGAAAGGGGCACAGGACACAGUGCGGAAACACGGUGGCAGUGUCACACACACCGGCGGGUGUCACAUGUUCCAGACGGUGGCGGUGUCCCAGUGUCUGCCCAGUUAAACCAUAAUCUCUGCGUGAUCGUUGGUGGUCCGCUGCCCUGCUCUUAUUUUUAACCUUGGGUUUUUAACCAGGUAUUUUCCCUUUGUAAACUCAGACAAGAUUUUAAAUCCUGUUGCAAGUGUAGAAGAAACGUGUUCACAUGUUGUUCGCUCAUAGCUUGCCGCCUUGGUGUCACCUGCACCCGCGGUGGUGCCCAGAAUCCGACCCCGGUGGCAGACAUGGGCGACAGGCAGGAGGCCGUGAUGGAGGGGCUUGUUCCGAACCGUGGGCCUUCGUUCUGGUUUAUUUUACUGACAUUUUGGGGAGAAAAAAAUUCAUGUACGAUCGUAAGUUUUUUCUUACUGUAGUGGAAUUUACUUAUCCACUCACACAUCAGAUACUUGGCAUUCCAAACAAAAGAACUUUCCGUGAUGUUUUAGUCUGCCUUCUAUACUUCCGCUUAAUAUGGUUUGUCCCCGGUCCUCAUCUUGCAUGGCCAGAACUGCUUGACGAGUUAAAUACAGCAGCUCUUGGACAUCAUUAAGCGGCACUGCGACCUGGGCACUGUAAUGCCGGCUUCAUCUGCACACUGAAUUAUUUAAGAUCUGAGAGAGAUUCAAAGUGCACUUUUACGUUUUAAAACCACUUGUUGAGGUUUCCUCAGAUGUUUUCUUUGUCUUCUGUAAAAAAAUCAAAGCGCUGUGAGCCCAAAGGCAGCAGAUCACGGUGAUAGAGGCGUUUUUGUUUGCCCAUUUCCCACCAUCUGUCCCCUUCCUUUGCAGCUUCAGGAGCCCUCCGUUGUCACAAUGUUUGCACAUCAAACUAGAUUUAACUGUGAUCAUUACGUAUCCCCAGAACAUCUGCAGAGAUAAUUUGAAACUCCUGACUUUGAGAGAGCAAAGGAGUGUUUCCUGAGGAAUAAUUAAAUCAGAAUUUUAUGUGGGCUCCCCGCCCCUCGCUGUCGGUGUCUUUUCAUUUUGAAGAAUAACUCCUGGGUGCUCGUUUUCUGUGCUCAGUGCCGGAAGUAUCAAUGUUCCCGAAAGUGGAAAAGUUGGGUGGGCUAAAAUAGAUCCCUGCGCGAGGAUCAAGUGUUCCUUUGAACUAACAUUCUCUUUGAUGGAUUAUUGCAGAUUUGAACUACAUUUUUUAACUUUUGUAAAUAUAUGUAAUUUAUAUGAUUCUAAUAUACUAUAUUCAUACUUGAAUUGGUUUUCCCAUAUUUUGCCUAUUGGCAAGUAUUUUGCCUAUUUUUAAUCAUUCUAACCUGUUUGAAUACUCUUUUUUCUUAAAGCGAUAAGAUAUAUAUCUCUUAAUUGCUGCUGCUUAAUUUAACUUAAUGUUUUAAAAGGUCAGUCUGUCAGUUUUAAAAUAGCUUUAUUUUUCAAUGGAGAUCAUUGUUAGGAUGGGGUAUUUUUGUUCGGGUAAUUUUUAAAUGAUGUGAAAACCCAGCAACAGUCCUCUUACUGCUAGUUGUCUCAAUUCUGUGUAGUUUACCGGCAGACACAAGAGAAAAAGAAAGGUAAUUGCCUACAGGGAAGUACUGAGUGCUGUCUGGCUUAGUCAGAGUCUCCAAUGAUUAGCUGUCCCUGAGAGAGUGUGUCUUACAGCUGCAAUCUUUGGACUCCAAGGAAUGAUGAAGGAGGCACCUCCUCCCUUAUCUUGCCAUAUGACCUGAGGAUUGUUGAUUACCCAAGAUCAUCUUGUAAGGUGCGUAGCCUUGCAUGCAGAAAGGCUACAUUUCACCAAGAGAGACAGAAAGGUUUCUUUCUGGCAAGUUACGCUCUGAUACAUGUUUCCAUGUUCAUAAAUACGCCUGUCAAGUAAUUGUGCAGGCAACAUAUGCCCCAAAAUAAGGUUACUUUUGAACUUGAGAAGUUUCUGACCUAUAGUAAACUCGGAUGGCUUAAGUACAAGCUGAAAUUCAGGCAGUAAAUUCUAAGCUCUUGGGAGGGGUAAGAGUGCCACCCUCAGUCGGCUUCACAUCUUCUUGGGCUUCCAAGUGCAGUCCCCUCCCACCCUGCCCAAGCACCCACAGAGAGCGGCACAGCGGCAGGAAGGUAAGCCAGGCUCACUCACGUGGCUGCUUCGAGAACUUAGAUGCCCACGUAGUUUUGACUGGUGAGAUUUGUUUUCAGAUUUGAAAGCAACUUGGUUUGUGACCAUAAACUGUAGCUCACCAAAGUCCAGUGAUACAGUUGAGGAAAGGUAGCCUCUCCAAGGUCCAUUCUGCCCUGUGUCCACCUCACCAUCACCUCACAGGACCAGAGUGGUGCUCCCUGACCCGUGUGCUCAGGAGUCACCCACCGGUCAUCCUGGCCUCAGCCUGGGUGAGAUGCCUUUUUAAGAAGGUUUCCAGAAGUAAAGCCCAAUCAUACAUUCCCAUGGAUAAUUUUUUUCAGUUCAUGUCACUUUACUACAAACAAACACAGAGAUUCAGGGUGGAUGGUGUACAACUCUGAGUAUUUUUCUAGUCUGGAAUUUUGUAUUAAUAAUGGGUGCUGCCGGGUCAUGCACGCUGCCACCCUUGGCGUUUCCCUUCCUGGUUCCGCUUUUGCAGAAAGGGCUACAGUUCACACGGCAGAGUAACUAUUAAGCAUUCUGGGUUUUUUUCCUCCCCCAACCGUGGCCCAAAAGAAUUAAAACCUUUUAAUAUAAAUAACAUAUUUAUCAUUCCUCAGUAGUUUAUUAACUAUAGAGUUUGGUACCUUUGUGCCUCAGGGAAGCCACGUGAUAGAACUGGUUUUAGAAAUUCAGGGUUAGGGUCUACAGAAAGGAGUAAGCCAUUGGAAAAAUGAUGGGCUCCAGGACGGAGACGAAUGAACCUGGAUGCAGAAAUGUGCCAGGAACUGGCAUAGACGUGAUUGUAGUAGAAUUUAUUUUCCAGUACCAGUGGGGAAAUCGUUUUAAGUUAUUACAUGUACUGUAUUAGGAAAGUGGAGAACUCGUUUUUUCAUAAAGCUUCAUUGCCUUUUACUUUUGCUUACCUAGAAAAAUGCAAACCUCUUGUUAUGUGGGAGCUCAGUAUUAUUUGGGCGCUUUUAAGAGUGUAAGAGCUCACUUUAUGCUUAAUUUAAGUGUACUAUGGAUUAUAUAAUGUCUGUAGUUCUGAUUUCACUGAAGUCUUCUGUAAAGCCCUUCUGUCCUUAGGGUGUGUGCGAGAGGUGUGUGACCACGCGGCGCCGGUGCUGGGGAGAAAGUGCUAUCUUCCUGUGAGCUGGUCUCCUAGAGGUGGAAUUUCUCACAGACACACCACAGGACCUCGACCUGAAGCCAGUGCCGCUCUGUCCCCUUGGCUGUCCGUCUCACGUCCCCAUAGUGUAGCCUUUGCAGUGCUGAAGUUCCUCCUACAGUGCUGGACAGAGCACUGCUCUGUUGGCUUUUCUUUAUGACACAAAGACAAAGGAGAUAACUUCAGGGUCUUUUUAAAAGAAUGUAAGCAUUACUGAAGCAGUCCAGCAGAUGGUUCAGUAUUUUCUUUUUACUAAGACAUGUCCUUUCACAUAGGUUCUUCACCCUCAUGAAGAAUCCCUAGAGAAUGGGGAAAAACAAAUAUUUUUCCAGUUCUAUUUAACUGUUUCUUAGUAUGUUUCUAAACAAAAAUAAACUCAAUGAAAGGGAAUUGUUUCUUUUUAGCUGAGAUGAAAGCUCACUUCUCUGUAUUAAUCUAGAAGUGAAGGGCGUGGUCAUAUUUACCGUGUAGAGUAUUAUGAACAGUUAAAUUUUAAGGAUAUAUUUGUAAAAUUGUUCUUUUAUACUUCAUGUUAAAUCGAAAAGUUUAUUUCUUCACUAUUGUACCUGUGGAAAUACAAGCCAUUUUACAGGAAAAACUCUUCAAAACCUAUUAAACGGAUCUCACUAUGUUUGUGACUUGUUGUCUUCA